AUGCACAACUUUCAGAAGCCUGAGAACGCGCUCAAGCGUGCUGCCGAGCUUCGUGCCAUCGGCCAGAAUGACGAGGCGCUGCAGAUUCUGCACUCUGCCAUUGGCCACCGGUCGUUCCGCAUCCAGGGAUGGGACAUGGUGCAGGAGCAGAUCAUGCUGGAGUACGUCGCGCUGUGCAUAGCGCAGGACAAGCUCCGCAUGGCGAGGGACGGUCUUCACCAGUACCGUCUGGUCGCGCAGCACGCGAACGUGACCUCGCUCGGUAAGGUCGUGGUUGAACUGCUGGACCACGCGGAGGAGCGUCUGCGUCGCAUCAAGGCCGACAUCGCGGCCGACAAGAGCAAGGCCGAGGACCUGGAGAAGGCCAAGCUGAGCGCCGGCCUCGACGCCGAGUACAGCGAGUCGCCCGAGGAGAUCAUGGUCUUCACGCUGCAGCUGGAGGUGCGCGACGCGACCGCCAGGUCGCUGCACAGCGUCUUUCGGUUCUUGUGGGAGACCUACAAGAUGAUCCUGGACAUUAUGCGCGCGACGCCGAAGCUCGAGAAGGUGUACCACGACACUGCCCGGAAGGCCAUCCAGUUCUGCCGGGAGAACGAGCGCCUGUCCGAGUUCAAGCGUCUGUGCGAGGUGCUGCGUGCGCACAACACGUUUUUGAUGAGGGUGAAGCACAAGCCUGAGAUGGAGUGCAUGCUGAAGCCCGAGCUGCACAUCGAGACGCGCAUCAACCAGCUGGUGGCCGCGUGCGACAUGUCGCUGUGGAAGGAGGCCUUCAACACCGUGGAGGACCUGUACACGCUGGGGAUCCGUGAUUACAUCACCAAGACGUUCCAGGGCUCCGUUUCCGUGCUGGGCCAGCAGAAGGAGAAGCUGCUGAAGUGGCUGGCCAUUUUCUACGAGAAGCUGGCUAUCAUCUUCUCGGUGUCUGACCUGCACCUGUUCCACGCGCUUGCGGUGCUGAGAUACGUGAUGCACAUCCGCAUGUACAAGAAGAAGGUGGCCCCGGAGGACGUGCAGUACAUGUGCUCCAAGGCAGUGCUGGCGGUUCUCGCCGUGCCCGACACCAACAAGAACGGCGCCGACUCCGGCGAGCUGAUAACUCCGAUGCCGACGUCGGCGUACGAGAUGCACAAGCGCAUGGCCGCUCUGCUGGGCUACAACAGCAUCCCCACCCGCGAGUCGCUGCACUACGCGCUCGUGGUGAAGAACAUCCUCCCCAUGGCGGACGACAACACCAAGAAGCUGUACGAGCUCAUGCAGGGCCAGAGCAACACGUCGCUGCAGCUCUGCAAGCAGGUGCUUCCGCUGCUGACCGAGACCGCUGAGCCCGAGUGCGCGACUGCGCCCGCCCCGCCGUGCGCCACGUACAUAAAGGCCGAGCGUCAGGUGCCCAACACCGUGAAGAUAAAGUUCUUCGACAAGCUGUCGAACUACUACCCCAAGGUCAAGGCCGUGGUGUUCCGCAAGGUGCUGAACAACAUCUCCAAGGUGUACGCCAACAUGACCAUCGACUUCUUCGUGAACUCCAUCUGCCCCAGGGAGUUUUACCCGUGGAACGACGCGGAGAAGUACAUUGUGGACCUGGUGCAGCGCGGUUUCUGCCACAUCCGUCUGGACUACUCCAGCAAGGUGCUGUACUUCAACGCGUCCAAGGGCACCGCCGACUCCAUCGCCGCCGUGCGGCACCAGCUGACUAACCUGGGCCGCAACCUGUACUACGCGAUGCGCGUGCUCGACCCCGAGCAGUCGAAGCAGGCCGAGGACCGGCACCUGCAGCUGGUCGCGAUGAAGAACAACAUCGAGAAGGAGCGCACCAAGCUCAUGAAGCGCACCAGCGAGAUCUACCAGCGCCGCCAGGAGCACCAGGAGGAGCUGAUGCGCGUGGAGGAGGAGCGCAAGAAGAUGGAGAUGGAGCAGAAGCUGCAGGAGGAGCGCGCGGAGAAGGAGCGCCGCGAGGAGGCGCUGCGUCAGAUGGAGAAGCAGCGCAAGAAGGACGAGAAGAUGAAGAUGAAGCUGGAGACUGCGCAGCAGAUGCUCAAAGCCAUCCGCAAGCUGGGCGGCUCGCAGGGCACCAAGAUCAUCAUCAAGGGCAAGACUCUGGACGAGAUCAACGUGGAGGACGUGAUGGACGGCUUCGUGAACUUCGACGACGUGGAGAAGGCGCAGGAGGAACUGAAGCUGCGCGAGCGCCAGGAGAUCGCAAAGCAGAGGCGCGCGGAGGUGAAGCGCAUCGACCACCUGGUCCGCGCGCUGCGGGAACACCAGCAGCAGCUCUACGCCGACUGGCAGAAGCGCGUGCUGGAGGAUGACACCCGCCAGCUGAUGGAGGUGCAAAAGAAGCGCGAGGCCAUGUGGAAGGAGGACGCGGAGGCGCUGCAGCUGCAGAAGAACGCGCUCAAGGAGGUGGCCGCGGUCAAGGAGAAGUGGGUCAACGACAACGUGACGAGCAUGAAGGCCGCCUACGACGCCGCCAUUGCCGAGCAGCGCUCGCGGUUCCUGAAGAAGAUGGUCGCCGAUAAGAUCCAGCGCGCCAGGGAACGGCGCGUGUCCGAGCUUCGUCGCCAGAAGGAGCUCGAGGAGGAGCGCAGGCUGGAGGAAGAGCGCAUGAGGCAGGAGGAGGAGGAACGCAAGAAGCAGGAAGCCGAGGCUGAGAAGCAGCGCAAGCUGCAGGAGAUCGCAGAGAAGCAGCGGCAGAAGGAGCUGGAGAUCCAGCGCAGGCUCGACGAGCAGGCCGCGCGCGCAACACACAGCGCCGCCGCUCCGGACCUUAGGCGUUCCGAAACGUGGACCAAGUCGCAGCCUAGGGAUGAGCCUGACCUCUGGCGUUCGGAUUCUCGCCGCGUCGACGCCUCGCCGCAACGCAACAGCGGCAGCACCGUGGACAAGGACCGCAAGUUCAGGCCCUUCUCGCAGCGCUCUCGCGAACCCGCCGCACGGCGGGCCGACGACGCAGACACGUGGCGGCGAUGA
Messenger RNA from Babesia bigemina, 2967 nucleotides. RefSeq names its product translation initiation factor 3 subunit 10, putative. The transcript has a single exon. Gene Ontology annotation, cellular component: eukaryotic translation initiation factor 3 complex, eIF3m; eukaryotic translation initiation factor 3 complex, eIF3e; multi-eIF complex. Gene Ontology annotation, biological process: formation of cytoplasmic translation initiation complex; translation reinitiation. Lineage: Eukaryota; Apicomplexa; Aconoidasida; Piroplasmida; Babesiidae. Gene Ontology annotation, molecular function: translation initiation factor activity; mRNA binding. The record is from RefSeq and is a predicted model, not a curated record. Bases 1 to 2967 code for a protein of 988 amino acids.